AUGUUCACUGCACUGUGUGUUCGGAUCUGUGUGUUCUACUGCACCAUGUGCCUGGCAAGCUGGCCACUCUCCACAGAGGCAGCCAGACGCCGCUGUGGCUCCGACCUCCUCAGCGACCUCUUAUUUGUGUGUGGAGAUCGUGGCAUCUAUAUCGGUAGAGGCACAUGGUCUGGGUAUGGAGCUCGACCCAGAGGGAAGAAGGGGAUCGUAGACCAAUGCUGCCGCUCAGGUGGCUGUGACCUGCAUCAUCUGGAGAAAUACUGCGCCAAACCAAAGACUCGCAGCCAGCAGCAUACAACAACAUCCCCAUCCACUACCACAAAACCACAGACCAGUACACAUCUAGACCUGGCACAGCAGUUUGAAGCCUUACUUCAAAAUAAACUUCUAGAAACCCUGGGAGCACCCAACAGUCCAAAGAGGGAUUCUUAUAGAAAGAAAACACACAACUCCCGUCAACAGAAAAACAGAUACUCAUCUUCACGCAGGAGAAGGAACAUAAAGCAUACAGCCAAGAUGACUGAGACGUCUACUAGUCUCCUUCAAAGAGUGACAAUGCAAGAAUGAUGAACUGUACCCUAUUGAAAAGCUCAUUAUUUAUAGUGAUUGACAUGUGUAAAGCAGAUUUGAGAGACUGGUGCAUGCUGUUGUAAUCCAGUAUACACAGCAAGAGAGUCUCUCCAAAGAUGAAACUCACUGUGGAAAAAAACCAAAAAUUUGUCCCUGGAUAUGAACUGAUCUGGAGAACACAAAUGAUUUUAAUGUGACAACAUACAUCAGUUUGCAGUCAUGUAUGGACAUUUUUAGAUGGUUAACGUUAGAAUGGAUCAGACGAAGGAAAGCUCUCCUCUGCUAUGGUUGUUUUUUGCUGGGAUUGGUUCAAUAGCUGCUACUUUGUUGAAAUACAUCCUAAUAUUGCCCAAGCACUGUGCACUAAUUGUGAUUAGUGUCUAAGAUUAAGGAUGUUUUAGCACAUAAAAGUUCAAAG
Sphaeramia orbicularis (orbiculate cardinalfish) is the source of this 988-nucleotide messenger RNA. RefSeq names its product insulin-like growth factor 3 (gene igf3). The record is from RefSeq and is a predicted model, not a curated record. Gene Ontology annotation, biological process: cell population proliferation; positive regulation of phosphatidylinositol 3-kinase/protein kinase B signal transduction; negative regulation of apoptotic process. NCBI's taxonomy places the organism in Eukaryota, Metazoa, Chordata, Actinopteri, Kurtiformes, Apogonidae. Gene Ontology annotation, cellular component: extracellular region. Gene Ontology annotation, molecular function: insulin-like growth factor receptor binding; hormone activity. The transcript has 4 exons. The coding region runs from base 1 to 567 and encodes 188 amino acids.